Molecule: messenger RNA, 540 nt
Organism: Drosophila nasuta
Lineage: Eukaryota; Metazoa; Arthropoda; Insecta; Diptera; Drosophilidae
Exons: 3
Coding region: 1-540 (179 amino acids)
Source: RefSeq, a predicted model, not a curated record
AUGGCGUACCGCUUAAUUGUUAUAGCUAUAGCUAUUCUCAGCUUUCAGUCCUUGAAUGAGGCUAAGCGACCUUUCACCAUUGAAAUCAACAAUUUUACAUGCCGAAUGCUUGAUCCCUCAUGGGGACACGAGUUCAGCUGCACUAUCUAUAGAAAGCGCAUUGUUCCAGUGAUGUAUGCACGCUUCAGCCUUAAGGAAAGUGCCAAUGAUUUUAAUCUGUGGCUCGAUGUGGGAAUUCUCAAGAAGGAUAAAACCAAAAUCAGCGUCGGGCGUCACAAACUCGAUGGCUGCAAAUUCCUGGAGUCAUUUUACAGCAACAACAUUUUUGGCAAAUUCUUCAAGCGCAUCCUCAGUGUCAGCAACUUACCCAAAGGUUGUCCAGUUCCAGCUAACACAGUCUUCGAGAUACGUAAUUACACAGUUUUAGUGGACGAAUAUCCGCCGAAUGUGCCAGCUUUAACUCAUCAAUUGACUUUGCAAAUUGAAAAGGAUAACAAAAUCAUUGCCGACGUUUAUAUUGAAGGAUCAAUUAUCUACUAA